AUGGUUGAUUUCAUCGAUGUCCCAAUGGCGAAAAGAGAUCCUGAAAAUAAGACGGUCAUCGGGAUUGUCGGGGGUGGAGCUGCAGCGUUGACGUCAGCCGAGACUCUGAGACAAGAAGGAUUUACGGGGCGCAUUCUCAUGUUCACAGAAGAGCCGCAUGCCCCUUAUGAUCGCCCUGUGCUCUCCAAGAAUUUCAACGCAAAGAUUGAUAAGCUGCUCCUUCGUACGCCUGAAUGGUUGACGCAGGAAGCUACCGUAGAAUUCCUUCCCAAUACAAAAGUUAAACAUGUUGACGUGCGAAAAAAGACAAUCGUCACAGAAAAUGGCGAAUCAUACAAUUGUGACAAGAUUCUAAUUGCAACAGGCGGGAUUCCUAGACGUUUGAAAAUUCCAGGAAGCGAUUUACGAAACAUUGAAGUGUUGCGGAGUUACAAUGAUUUGCAACGUCUUGCUAUUUUCGGAAAACUCGAUCAGAAUGUUGUUAUUAUUGGGUCGUCGUUCAUUGGGAUGGAAUUAGCGGCAUCGUUUGCGAAGAACGGAGCGAAGGAGGCUCAUCCUUUUGAGCGUGUGUUGGGUGCCCGAAUUGGGCAGCAGCUAGCGGGGUUCCUCAAUCAGAAGAAGGUAGUGUUUAGAGGUGGAAGAAACGUCGUCAAGUUCCACGGUUAUUCAGGCAAAGUCACGGGUGCUGAAUUGAAUAACGGCGAAAUCUUGCAAGCGGACCUGGUCGUACUUGGAGUUGGUGUUGUACCAAACACUGAAUUGGUUCAGGGAGUCGAAACACUUCCUGACCGUUCACUUCACGUCGAUCCAUUUAUGCAGUGCGCUAUCAAAGCGUCAAUAUAUGCAAAGACUUCUGUUGUUCAUCAGAGUCCGUGGAUGCAAAGAUGUUUAUGCAGCAGGAUUGAGCACUGGGACGUUGCAAUGCAACAAGGACGCAUCGCAGCUAAAAACAUGAUGGGGAAAAUGGCACCCUAUGAUAGCAUUCCGUUCUUUUGGACAAUGCUUCUCGGAAAGAGUAUCAGAUAUGCAGGCUACUGUGUAAAUCCUGAUGAAAUCGUCAUCGAAGGUAAUCUGAAGGAUAUGGAGUUCGCUGCGUUAUACGUUAAGAAUGACCAAAUUCAGGCUGUUGCUACCUGUGGGAAAGAUCCAGCAGCUGUCGCAACAAUUGAAGCUAUGAGGAGAAACCUUCUUCCUUCGUAUUUGGAAUAUCAAUUAGGGUUGAUGAAUGUUGAACAGCUGGUUCGGGUUGCCCAGGUAAUGAGAUUCCGAUAA
This is a messenger RNA of Condylostylus longicornis, 1272 nucleotides long. Its product is annotated as apoptosis-inducing factor 3-like. The record is from RefSeq and is a predicted model, not a curated record. The transcript is spliced from 8 exons. Lineage: Eukaryota; Metazoa; Arthropoda; Insecta; Diptera; Dolichopodidae. Gene Ontology annotation, cellular component: cytoplasm. Bases 1 to 1272 code for a protein of 423 amino acids. Gene Ontology annotation, molecular function: oxidoreductase activity, acting on NAD(P)H; flavin adenine dinucleotide binding.